Messenger RNA from Drosophila busckii, 2142 nucleotides. RefSeq names its product probable ATP-dependent RNA helicase pitchoune (gene pit). The transcript is spliced from 5 exons. The record is from RefSeq and is a predicted model, not a curated record. Gene Ontology annotation, molecular function: ATP binding; nucleic acid binding; RNA helicase activity. Gene Ontology annotation, cellular component: nucleolus. Gene Ontology annotation, biological process: maturation of LSU-rRNA from tricistronic rRNA transcript (SSU-rRNA, 5.8S rRNA, LSU-rRNA). NCBI's taxonomy places the organism in Eukaryota, Metazoa, Arthropoda, Insecta, Diptera, Drosophilidae. The coding region runs from base 59 to 2071 and encodes 670 amino acids.
ACGUGUGGGUCGCAACACGUGCGUUUUAAAUAUUGUUUAAUAGUUGUUUUAAAUCAUCAUGUCGAUUAGAGAAAAGCUUUUAAUGAAAAAGAUUGUGAAGCGGGAGAAGAUGAAGAAGGAGCUCUCGCAAAAGAAAGGCAAAGCGAAAGCCCCAGCGCCGGAACCUGUUAAGAAACAACAAAAUGGUAAAGGCAAAGCGAAGAAGCAAGCCAAGCGACCUGUGGAAGAUGAAGAAGAUGAGCUGGAUGAUGACUUCCAGCAGCAACCACAGCCCAAAAAAAAGCAACAGCAGAAAAUCAAACGACAGAUUCAGGUAGCAAACUCGGAUUCAGAAGAAGACGAAGAUGAAGAAAUGGAGGAUGCUGAGGCGAGUGACAGUGAAGAAAGUAAUGAUGAAGAGGAGCUAGAUAAUCCAGACUCUGAUGAUGAUGAUGACGAUGAUGACGAGGACAUGCCAGUUGAGCAACCUACAACAGCCAAAAAGUCCAAGAAAGCGAGUGCAACAAAUGGCAAUUCCACAAAAGAUGAGCCCUUUAGCGUAGAGUCUUCGCUUAAUGCCUUAGAUUACCGUGACUCUGAUGAUCGCACAUUUGCUUCGCUCAAAGGCGCUGUCUCCGAGGCCACUUUACAGGCGAUUAGUGAAAUGGGAUUUACUGAAAUGACCGAAAUUCAAGCCAAGUCAUUGACGCCGCUGCUCAAAGGUCGCGAUCUGGUCGGCGCUGCUCAGACGGGUUCUGGCAAAACGCUGGCGUUCCUUAUACCAGCGGUGGAGUUGAUUAAUAAACUGCGGUUUAUGCCACGCAACGGCACAGGCGUCAUUAUCAUCUCACCCACACGUGAGUUGUCCAUGCAAACGUUUGGUGUGUUGAAGGAGCUCAUGGCGCAUCAUCAUCACACGUAUGGCUUGGUGAUGGGCGGGUCCAAUCGUCAGGUGGAAAGUGAGAAGCUGGGCAAGGGUAUAAAUAUACUUGUUGCCACGCCUGGUCGCCUGUUGGAUCACUUGCAAAACUCCCCGGACUUUCUUUACAAGAACUUGCAGUGCUUGAUUAUUGAUGAGGUUGAUCGUAUACUGGAAAUUGGUUUCGAGGAGGAGCUUAAGCAGAUUAUUAAUCUCUUGCCGAAGCGUCGACAGACUAUGCUCUUCUCAGCUACACAAACGGAGCGCAUUGAUGCGCUAUCCAAGCUGGCGUUAAAGAAGGAGCCCAUUUAUGUGGGUGUGCAUGAUAAUGAGGAGAAUGCUACGGUGGAGGGACUGGAACAAGGCUAUAUUGUCUGCCCAUCGGAAAAGCGUUUGCUUGUGCUGUUUACGUUCUUGAAAAAGAAUCGCAAGAAGAAGGUUAUGGUCUUCUUCUCCUCGUGCAUGUCUGUUAAAUAUCAUCAUGAGCUUUUCAACUACAUUGAUCUGCCGGUGACCAGCAUACAUGGCAAGCAAAAGCAAACGAAACGCACGACCACAUUCUUCCAGUUCUGCAACGCCGAGUCCGGCAUACUACUUUGCACGGAUGUCGCAGCGCGUGGUUUGGAUAUACCACAAGUGGAUUGGAUUGUGCAAUAUGAUCCGCCAGAUGAUCCACGCGAGUAUAUACAUCGUGUGGGACGUACUGCGCGUGGCUCUGGGCAAUCUGGUCAUGCACUGCUCAUGCUAAGGCCGGAGGAGCUUGGCUUUUUACGUUACCUUAAAGCAGCCAAGGUGCCUCUCAACGAGUUUGAGUUCUCUUGGCAGAAAAUUGCAGAUAUACAGCUACAGCUGGAAAAGUUAAUUUCUAAGAACUAUUUUCUUAAUCAGUCGGCCAAGGAGGCCUUCAAAUCAUAUGUGCGCGCCUAUGACUCGCAUCAACUGAAGCAAAUAUUUGAUAUAAACACUGUCGACUUGCAGGCGGUGGCCAAGAGCUUUGGCUUUCUGGUGCCGCCUGUGGUCGAUCUUAAAGUGGGUGCGGCCAAGCGACAGCGGCCCGAGAAGCGUGUGGGUGGCGGUGGUUUUGGUUACUACAAGAAUAUGAACGACAGCAAUCCCAAGCAUCGCGCCUUUAAGCAGGUCAAUCGGGAUCAGGCCAAGAAAUUUAUGCGUUAGUUUAGCAAUAAAAUUAUACCAUACUGUUAAUACAUUAUUUUGUAUAUUGUGACAAAAAGAGCAACAAAUUA